AACUGGCGCCUCCGAGGACGCGAGCGGGGAGGAGGUUGAGGCCAUGGCCCCUCGGCGCCUCCUGUUGGUUGGGGAGGGGAAUUUCUCCUUCGCUGCUGCUCUGAGCGAGACCCUGGAUGCGAGCGCCCGAGUAACGGCCACCUGCCUCCGGCGCCCGGCCGACUUGGCCCGGGAUCCGGUGGCCGGGGAGAAUCUGCAGCGCCUGCGCGAGCGAGGUACUGAGGUGCGUUUUGGCGUGGACUGCACCCGGCUGGCGGAUGCCUUCGAACUGCACCACAGGGAGUUUGAUCGAAUUUAUUUUAAUUUUCCGCACUGUGGACGAAAAGCUGGAGUAGCUAAGAACAGGGAACUGCUUGCCAAGUUUUUCCAGAGCUGUAAAGAUGUUCUUGCAGAGGAAGGAGAAGUGCAUGUGGCAUUGUGCAGAGGACAAGGUGGGACUCCUGCUGAUAAGCCCAUGAGAGAAUGGCACAACAGUUGGCAAGUGGUUGCCAUGGCAGCUCUGGGCGGAUUCAUCUUAAGUGACGUGCGUCCCUUCAGCUGUGAGGCUGUCCCAGGGUACAAGUGCACUGGAUAUAGGAGUCAAGAUAAGUCCUUUCAUGUAGAAGGUGCUUUGAACCAUAUCUUCACCCGGAGCUUACCCUUUGAAGGUUCACAACCCAGAAUCUUCAGGAUCAAACUGGGUGACCGGUGGUUUUCCUUUGCAGAACCAGAUGCACUUGUGGGAAAGUUGAACAGAGGUUUCCUAGAAACACCUUCAUGUCAUCCUAUCAGAACCAUUAAUGAGAAACUCAUUGCUGAAUUGGGCAAAGCUUUCCCUCUGAAGAGGCUGAAGUGUUCCUUCCCUUUUCUGCCAGAGGGAAGCACCAGUGAUCUCACUUCCUGGAACUGUGACAGUCUGUCAGCUGCCUUUUGGAUUAGCCUCCGUGAAGAUAACUCAAAUUCUGAGUCCCUGACUGGCGGGAUAACACAAGACAUGGAGGACUUUCUAGUGUUUUUUUCAGAAUUUAGCCUUCUCAAGGAUCCUGGAAGAGACAGCAAGGAAGAAGCUCGUGAAGAAAUCUAUGUCCAAACCAAGGUCUGUCUUAGACCUUCUCUCCUAGUUCAUGUUCAGGCUGUCAUCCAAGGACCAGACUUCCUCCCAGGUUCCCUGCAUGUCCUCAGUGGACCUGUCUUUCGGAAGUGCCACAUCUUGCCUUUCACCAUGCCGGCAUUUCAUGAGACUUUAUUUAUCCUUGGGUUUAAUAAAAAUCUGAAGGAUGGUUAUCUUCAGUCACUACUGGAUCACCUGAAGGGCGCUCUCGAUAGCCUUCUGAUUCAGACAUUGCUGGAGGGCUCUAAGCUGAGCAGUUCAGUGGAAUUUGUCUUUCAACCAAAUGGGAAAGAUUAUAUUAUUAAUGUGAAGUCUCAUAAUUUUGGCUCAGAUUGUGCCAAGGAUCUGAUUAUUGGGUCUGUCACUACGUCUGUUACAAGCAUACACAAGGACCAGUGUUUUAUGUUUGUGUCUUUGAACUUGGACCUACUAGCCAUGCUUGUCUGGGGUAUCUCUGACUGGAGGAUGUUGUGGACCUUUGAUCACCGUUUCCUGAAGAAUUUUGUUCCUGGGAAAAUAGAACCCUUUAAAAGCUAUUCCCUGUAUCCCCCGUGUUAUGUGCAUGAUAUUAGUUUUUGGUUAGAUGAGAAGAAAGAAUUUGAUGAACUUGAGUUUCACACGGUGGCCCGAGCAGUGUCCCAGGAGACUGUCAUAUCCAUACAAUUCCUUAGUCGUUUCCAGCAUCCAAAGACUCAACAGGUCAGCCUCUGCUACAGAUUGACUUACCAGACAUGUGACAAGGCCCUCACCCCGCAGCAAGUGGCAUCAAUGCAGUCCCAGUUUAGGAAGGAGAUUCAGCAAAGACUACAUGUAAUACCUCGGUAGUUUAGUAAAUUUACCUCUCAAGUGUGAUCCUUGUGGGUAUGGGUGCGGGUGCAGAUGAAAAAGACCAAUUUGGGGGGCCUGGAUGGCUCAGUCGGUUAAGCAUCUGCCUUCGGCUCAGGUCAUGAUCUCAGGGUCCUGGGAUGGAGACCCACGUUGGGCUCCCUGCUCAGAGGGGAGUCUGCUUCUCUCUCUCCCUCUGCCCAUCCCCCCCGCUUGUGUGUGUGCUCUCUCUUUCUCUCUCAAAUAAAAUCUUAAAAAAAAAAAAAAGAGAACAAGACCAAUUUGUAACUGGUAGUCCUUUCUGGAUUGUGUUUUUUGUAAAAUCUUUUACCUUGUGACUCUAGCCAAUGUUGGUUGACUCUAAAGAAACUUGGGGCUCUGUCACUUAAACUCAUAGACUGUAAUGUGAUUGGUGACCUUUGGAGUUGUACCGUAUUUUGAUCCUGAGUCAUGAGUAGGAAAACUAACAAAACAGUAUCUUGUACUUUAGAUGCUUUAUUUGUGAAGAUGCAAUAGAACUUCAGCGUCAUAUUUAUAUUUUUUCCACACUGCCAAUUCCUCUUCCUUUAUCCCAAUAUGUAUUAUCUUAAUCAAUUUAUGAGAGUGGUUUUUGGAGUCAGACCAACAUUUAUUAGCUUGGGUAAGUUAAAAGUGCUCCAUAAUUAGUAUGGGUAUCAUCAUCAUAACAUUUAUUCCAUGGUUGACUACUGUUGAAGUCAUGGAACUAAUUAAUGUCAGAUUUAGAGUUCACACUUGGGUUUUUCUGACUCAGAAGCCCAUGUUCCUUCUCCCAUUGUUACUUCUCCUUCCCUAGUCUUCUUCACUAGUAACCUCUCUGCUGUGAUUAACUCUAAACUUUGCCCUCCUAGAUUUUGGAGGCUUCUGUUGUAAGCACCUCUCAGAGACACUGGGAGACUAGCUCAGCCCAGGACUCUACAGAAUGGAGUCCUCUAAUGUUAAUUAAUGUAUGUUCCCAUUAAUUAAUAGUUAGGCUCCGCAGAUUGGAAUUAUAUUGUAAUCUCUGGGAAGGAAGUAACUGCCUUAUUUGUUCGUAUAUUUGGAGAAAAGCAUGUAGAAAGGCAAGAAUGGAAGCCAAGAUACAAACUAGGAGGUAAUUACGGUAAUGCCAAUGAGAGAUAAUGGUGACCUGGACCAGGGUGGUAAGAUGUUGUUGGGCUGGGUAAUAUUUAAAAGGAUUUGCUGAUGAACUAUCUGUGUAUGGGUGAAGGGCGCAGGGCUAAAGAAACAGGAAUCAAGCAGGACUGACUGCGUGGUUUUUGACCUGGAAGAACAGAAGUAUCAUUAACCGGGAUGGGAAAACUAGCAUAACAUUCUGGGGAGUGGGGUAAAGAAUCAAGGGAUUCUUUUUUUUUUAAAGAUUUUAUUUAUUUAUUUGACAGAGAGAUAGCGAGAGAGGGAACACAAGCAGGGGGAGUG
Mirounga angustirostris (Northern elephant seal) is the source of this 3352-nucleotide messenger RNA. It is a transcript of the gene FDXACB1, whose product is annotated as ferredoxin-fold anticodon binding domain containing 1. Gene Ontology annotation, biological process: rRNA base methylation. The coding region runs from base 44 to 1915 and encodes 623 amino acids. Gene Ontology annotation, molecular function: rRNA (uridine-N3-)-methyltransferase activity. The transcript has 5 exons. NCBI's taxonomy places the organism in Eukaryota, Metazoa, Chordata, Mammalia, Carnivora, Phocidae. Gene Ontology annotation, cellular component: cytoplasm. The record is from RefSeq and is a predicted model, not a curated record.